GACUUGCGACGAACAGUAAAAAAAAGUAUUCAGAAUGGCAACAGUACAAAAACCCUGCGGUGGCGAUCUCUUGAAGAUUGCCGGCGCUGUCCUUUUGCCCAAUUUGGCUGGCUAUGCGAAUGGACGUCUCACCCGUAAGAAUCUAGAGAAUUGGUAUGCUAACCUGAAGUUCCCGACUUUUAAGCCUCCCAAUUGGGUGUUUGCACCGGUUUGGACUUCGCUCUAUGCGGGAAUGGGUUAUGCCUCAUAUCUGGUUUGGCGUGAUGGCGGUGGCUUUAGCUCCGGAUCAGAAGCUCAACUACCAUUGUUGGCAUAUGGAACGCAAUUAGCCUUGAAUUGGGCUUGGACACCGAUUUUCUUUGGCAAACAUAAUAUUAAGGCGGCACUAAUUGAUAUCUUGGCGGUGACCACCACUGCCAGUGUCUGCGGUGUUCUGUUCUAUAAGGUCAAUAAGACGGCUGGCCUAAUCUUUGUGCCUUAUGUGGCCUGGCUGGGAUUCGCAAGUGCUUUGAAUUAUGCCAUCUGGAAACUUAACCCGGAGCAGGAGUCAACGGAUGAGAAGCCUUCCACUAGCGCUCAUGUUAAGCAAAAUUAAAACUCUUUUUGUUCAUUUUUUUUUAUUUAAAAUUUUUCAUUAACUCAUGGCAUAAAAUCGAGAGAUAGCAUAUAA
Drosophila willistoni is the source of this 670-nucleotide messenger RNA. Its product is annotated as translocator protein. Bases 35 to 595 code for a protein of 186 amino acids. Lineage: Eukaryota; Metazoa; Arthropoda; Insecta; Diptera; Drosophilidae. The transcript is spliced from 2 exons. Gene Ontology annotation, cellular component: mitochondrial outer membrane. The record is from RefSeq and is a predicted model, not a curated record.